Clonostachys solani is the source of this 945-nucleotide messenger RNA. The record is from the annotation of a GenBank genome assembly. NCBI's taxonomy places the organism in Eukaryota, Fungi, Ascomycota, Sordariomycetes, Hypocreales, Bionectriaceae.
AUGUCUCUCAAGCCCCAGACUGCGGCCAUGGAGGCCAUUGAGGACGUGACAUAUGGCUCUAUUGCUGGCAUCGUCGGCAAGUACAUCGAGUACCCUUUCGACACGGUCAAAGUACGACUCCAGAGCCAGCCCGACCACCUGCCGCUGCGAUACACCGGCCCGCUGGACUGCUUCCGGCAGUCGCUCAAGGCCGAGGGCAUACGGGGCCUCUACCGGGGCAUCACCGCGCCCCUGGUGGGCGCCGCCGCCGAGAACAGCUGCCUCUUCAUGUUCGAGAGCGUGGGUCGGGAAGCCAUGUUCUCGGCGGGCUGGGCCUCGCGGCGGGACGGGCUCUCCCUCCCGCAGCUCUACCUCACCGGCGCCUUCGCCGGCGCCUUCGCCUCCCUCGCCCUGACGCCCAUCGAGCUAGUCAAGUGCAAGAUCCAGGCCCCGGCCGGCGCCUCGGGGCAGGCCCUGCGCCCGGUGGCCGUCAUACGGAGCAUCUUCCGCCACGGCGGGAUCAUGGGGUUCUGGCACGGGCAGAUGGGCACGCUCAUCAGGGAGACGGGCGGCAGCGCGGCCUGGUUCGGCGCCAAGGAGACCACCACGGCCCUGUUCAGGGAGCGGAGGCUCAAGUCCGUCACGUCCCAGGCUGAGAGGGAGGCGCUGGCGACGACGCCCUUGCCCUUCUGGCAGCAGGCCAUUGCGGGCGCCUCUGCCGGCAUCGCCUACAACUUCCUCUUCUUCCCUGCGGAUACGAUCAAGUCCCGCAUGCAGACGAUGCCUCUUGGCGGCUCCCAUGUGAAGCGCACGUUCUGGAGCGAGGGUGUCGCUGUGUGGAAGCAGCAUGGGCUGAAGGGGCUGUACCGAGGUUGUGGGAUUACAUGUCUUCGGUCCGCACCCAGCUCGGCAUUUAUCUUUAUGGUUUAUGAUGGUCUGAAAAGACAUUUACCAAUGCAUUCAUGA